Morchella importuna is the source of this 1074-nucleotide messenger RNA. RefSeq lists its product as uncharacterized. The record is from RefSeq and is a predicted model, not a curated record. NCBI's taxonomy places the organism in Eukaryota, Fungi, Ascomycota, Pezizomycetes, Pezizales, Morchellaceae. The transcript is spliced from 2 exons. Bases 1 to 1074 code for a protein of 357 amino acids.
AUGGCGGCAAACGGCACAUCGAGUAAGCUCAUAGACAAACUUGGUCCAGACGGGGCGGAGAAAAAAAGAACACGCAUGCCGAAACGCAUCAUGAGAAGGACGAAUGAGACGCCGCUGGAGUAUUUGAAAGUCAUGGAGGAUAUAUACAAGAAUCUACACGAUAAUUUGAAAUUACCAGCGAAGACUUACGACCAGGAGGCCGCUGCUGCGGCGGUUUCAUAUAAGGCAAAGAUGUCGGAGUUGGUGGACAAGGAAUAUCUUAGGCCAGGUUCGAAAAUGGAUACAAUGACAAACAGCUUGCUUGGUACCAUCACUAGGACGGUCAAUGGGCAGGCAAUUAUGGUAAUUCGGGCUGCACGCUGGAUAUCAUAUCAACAAGACCACAUAGAUCCUCAAUUUACCUCGAAUGUCGCAGACCCUAUAAUAUCUCUCCUCUUCAGUUGUCUGGGCCCCAGUCCUCAUCAGGUGGCCGCUGACCUCGUCGUGCAAUGGCAGCGGUACCAUGAAAUUGCUCAUACAUUUGGAUGGCGUUAUCUCACUGUCCUUGCGUUCUCAAACAGGUUCAGGGAGUACGCCUUGAAAGCAGAGGAGCAGAAAUGGGUUGAGUGGCUCAACUACGCCGACGAUGCACGGUUGAGUAUUGAGGUUCUCGGUUCGUUCUACUGCCCUGCAUGGCGCGACGUCUUGAGGCGGGGAUUGGGGGGGAUUGAUAUGAAACGGUUUACGGAGGAUGAAGAAAUGGUGGAAUAUAACGGACAUCAUCACUUAUGGGGCUUUACGAUUGAAAACGAUAAAGUUAUGAAAGCGGAGAAGAUAGUAACCUAUGAGGUCAUCGAGAAGGCUAUAAUUCGGACGGGUCUUAAAGGCGCGCCCGGCCCAGACCCAAGAGAUUUGGUAAAAGAGGAGAAUGCAAAGCGCUGUGUAGUUUGUGGACAGGCGAUUUGUGAUUGUCCGUCACAUGUGUGGGCGCCCUGUUUGGUAGAGAUCGUUGAUGUUGGUACGAGAGGAUUUGGUGUCCGGGCUUUACAGGUAAGCAGCUCACGUCAUUUAGAUAUUGGUGCCACCGAGGCGUAA